Messenger RNA from Daphnia magna, 513 nucleotides. RefSeq lists its product as uncharacterized. The record is from RefSeq and is a predicted model, not a curated record. The transcript has 5 exons. Bases 122 to 346 code for a protein of 74 amino acids. Lineage: Eukaryota; Metazoa; Arthropoda; Branchiopoda; Diplostraca; Daphniidae.
CGCACGUACCGUUCCAUACGACAAGUAUAAAAAGGGGAUCUCAUUCUUUUUGGAUAAACAGUUCCUUGCGACUUCCCAGGAAAUCCAUUUCAGCAAAAGCCGUUCUCCCUAACUCUUAAAGAUGUUUAAAAUCGCCAUUAUUGCUGUGAUGACUGUUCUUGCCAUGAUAGCACUGAGUUUCGCGCAUCCAUCGUCAUAUGAGUACAAUGCCCAGAAAGGAAGAGACGCUAAGGGUUAUGAAUAUAGCGCUUCACCUGCUCCUGUUUACGGCUCUGGGUAUGACAAGACAAUUUACGGGGAAUACGAAGGCCAUCCGGGACUCUACAAAGAAACCAAAGGCUACUAGAGGUUUAUGCUGGCAAAUUUUAUUUUAUAAAUCUUCAGAUAACACUAUACCACUACCCGGGAUUUGUAAACAUGCCUUUUUACGCAUCGAUGCGAAAAGUUCUGAGGUUCUCUCGGGUUCUCUCUGGUUUUGAGCAGUAACAGAAUACACCCAUUUAUAUUAUUAAA